AUGCAGGCAAUACGGUCCAGUCUCCGUGCAACGCGGUCGUCGCUCUCCAAGUUGAGUGCUGCUGGGUACCGUCGAUCUGGAACCUCUGCAUACUCGCGGCUAUUUUCGACGUAUGGACCCAGAAAAGGCGCUCAAGAUUCGUCGCAAAAAGAAAAUGAACAUAGCAGAAAUGCUGAAUCGGACGAGUCGUCCAUCUUCUCCAAGAUGGCCGAAGCGGCAGCCACCACAUUCGCGUCCAUCUUCGUCUUGGGAGUAGGGUUCGCAGGAGCGGGGUAUCUCUACCAUAAAUCCUACAAAAUGCUCGUUCUCAAGAAGAUGACACGAGCUUUCGAACCUGGAGAUCCUGUAUUAGAGCUAGCCGCUGUGGGCAAAGACGUUCCUCAUAGCCACCCGCCCGGCGAGGAAUAUUGGGUGCGUCGCCCAGAACAAGAACAUGUCGACCGCAUCAUCAGUGGUGAAGAGGUCGGCCAUUACUACUUGAUCUUGGGUGAAAAGGGAACGGGAAAGAGCAGCAUGCUCAUCGAAGCAAUGCGCAAGAUUGAUGGCGACGGUGUCGCCAUGUUCGAGGCCCAUGCAGACCCGGAGAUUGUGAGAAUACGACUGGGAAAAGCGCUCGACUAUGAAUUUCACGAGGACUACAUCGGCGGAUAUUUUAGUGAGAAAGGGCCGCGUGACAUGGGGGCUCUACUGGAUAUUGAGCGUGCACUGAAUAAGUUGGAGAAAGUGGCUGUGAAGCUUUUCCGUAAAAGGAGGAGGCCUCUGGUCGUCAUCGUCAAUCAGAUGCACCUUUUACGAAAUGACGAUGUUGGUCGAAAUCUAAUCGAGCUUCUGCAGCAACGCGCUGAACAGUGGGCAGCCGCAGGGUUGGUGACCAUGGUGUUCAACUCGGAUGAUUACUGGGUCUACGAGCGGCUGAAGCAACUGUCCACCAGAAUGGAGGUACUACCUGUGACAGAUUUGCCGAAGAAGCAAGCCAUCCAAGCCUUGCAAAGAUAUCGCAUGCGCUAUUUCGGAGAACGAAUGAGUCAAAAACAGCUUGACGAUGUAUAUGAUCGUGUUGGAGGACGCCUCAGUUUUCUGAACCGUGUGGCAAAGAGUCAUGAUAUGUUGGCCACGUGCGAAAGGAUCACGGACAUAGAGAAGAAAUGGUUUCUCAAUCAAUGCUGGAUUAUGGGGACUGAAAUGGAUGACGACGUCAUGGACCAGCAGAAAUGGGCGGCUGCUGCCAUGGUUUUAGCACAUGCCCUUGUCGAGAAGGAAGAUAGCAUGGCCAGUACAUAUGACCCUGUUGUCGGCCACAUCCUACCGACAUAUCCUUUCCAUAUCGCUCAAGAGAUCAUGACGCGAUGCGACUUCAUCAGAGACUUGGACAGCCUGAAUUUGUUUACGAUUACGAAUCAGGCAGACGUACGAGCUAGCAGCGUGCCGAUGCAUCGGGCAUUCAGGGAGAUUUGUCAGCAACCAGGCUUCAAGGAGCAUCUGGAUAAUACUAUUGAGAGAAUUGCCGCCAUUGAGAGCUUGGGUCGAACCAGAGAACUCGUGGCUAAAGACUUGGUUCUCGGCGGGCAAUACGACAUUCAGCACGAGCGCACCAAGUCUACGGUGAGGCUGAAGAUGCCUGAGGAAGAGAAUAAGGACAGUUAA
Messenger RNA from Metarhizium album ARSEF 1941, 1644 nucleotides. Its product is annotated as ATPase domain, prokaryote. The transcript is spliced from 3 exons. The record is from RefSeq and is a predicted model, not a curated record. Lineage: Eukaryota; Fungi; Ascomycota; Sordariomycetes; Hypocreales; Clavicipitaceae. Bases 1 to 1644 code for a protein of 547 amino acids.